AUGGGCAACGAGGCGAGCUUGGAAGGGGAAGGGCUCCCCGAAGGGCUGGCGGCGGCGGCGGCGGCAGCAGCCGGAGGAGGGGCUGGCGGGGCGGGGAGCCCCUUGCACACCGUGAUCCCGGCCGGCAUGGAAGCGGAUCUGAGCCAACUGAGCGAAGAGGAGAGGAGACAGAUCGCUGCUGUCAUGUCAAGGGCGCAGGGGCUGCCCAAAGGAAGCGUUACCCCGGCCGCUGCGGAGCCGCCUUCCAUGCACAGGAAGCAAGAGUUGGAUAGUAGUCAACCUCCAAAGCAACCAGGAAAACCGCCAGACCCUGGGCGUCCAAUUCAGCCUGGUCUCAGUAAGAGUAGAACUACAGACACUCUAAGGUCAGAGCAGAAAUUGCCUGGAAGGAGUCCUUCCACUAUUAGCUUGAAAGAAUCGAAAUCCAGAACUGAUUUUAAGGACGAGCACAAGUCUAGUAUGAUACCUGGCUUCCUCUCAGAGGUUAAUCCUUUAAGUGCUGUCUCCUCUGUUGUAAAUAAAUUCAAUCCUUUUGAUUUGAUAUCAGACCCUGAUGCCUCCCAGGAAGAAGCCUCCAAGAAACAAAAAAUAGCUCAGAAGGAACAAGGAAAACCCGAGGGAGUCACAAAGCCUCCAUCACAACAACAGUCUCCCAAGACAGUUCCUAAGCAGCCAGGACCUGUGAGGGCUCCACUUCAGCAGGAAGGUUCUCCAAAAUCCGGAUCCACUCAGCCGCCAGAAAAAAGUAAAUCACAACCUCCAGAAACAGGAAAGCCAGCUCAGGGCUUCCCCCAGGCUCUGCAGACAGACCAGGUAAAAUUGCCACUUCAGAGAGAUGCAUCCAGGCCUCAGACUAAACAGACAGACCCAGGAAGGGGUGAGUCGGCUAAACCCUCACUGCAAAGCCCCUCUAAGCCACCUAUUCAGCAAGGAAGUCCUGGAAAAUCUCCAGCCCAGCAGCCUGGAGCUGAAAAACGUACCAUACCACCGCCUGGGCCUGCAAAGCCCCUAGCUCAACAACUGGGAACAGCAAAGCCCCUGGCCCAAGCUCCAGGGCCCACAAAGCCUGGAGCUCAGCCUCCUGGGCCAGCAAAGCCCCUAGCCCAGCAGCCAGGAACAACAAAAUCCCUGGCUCACCAACCCGGGCCACAGUCUCCAGCUCAGCCGCCUGGGCCAGCAAAGGCUCCAGCUCAGCAGCCAGGUUCAGCGAAGCCCCCUCCUCAACAGCCGGGCCCAGCUAAGCCCUCUCCUCAACAGCCUGGUCCAGCGAAGCCCCCGCCUCAACAGCCAGGCCCAACGAAGCCCCCUCCUCAACAGCCAGGCCCAACGAAGCCCCCGCCUCAACAGCCAGGCCCGACGAAGCCCCCUCCUCAACAGCCAGGCCCAACGAAGCCCCCUCCUCAACAGCCAGGCCCAACGAAGCCCCCUCCUCAACAGCCUGGUCCAGUGAAGCCCCCUCCUCAACAGCCAGGCCCAACGAAGUCCCCUCCUCAACAGCCAGGCCCAGCGAAGCCCCCUCCUCAACAGCCAGGCCCAGCUAAGCCCCCUCCUCCACAGGCAGGACCUGCAAAGCCCUCAGCUCAGCAGUCUACAAAACCAGUAAGCCAAACAGGAGCUGGGAAACCUCUGCACCCCCCAACGUUUCCAUCUACAGCACAGACUCCAGCACACGGCCUCCCUAAAACCAUCUGCCCUCUUUGCAAUACCACCGAACUUCUGUUGCAUGUUCCAGAAAAGGCCAAUUUUAACACGUGCACCGAGUGUCAGACCAUGGUCUGUAGUCUCUGUGGUUUUAAUCCCAAUCCUCAUUUAACUGAGAUGAAAGAGUGGCUCUGUUUAAACUGUCAGAUGCAGAGAGCUCUAGGAGGUAACCUGGCUCCAGUUCCAUCAUCACCCCAGCCCAAACCGAAGACUACCCCUGUUCCUGCAUCAGCAGUGAGCAAGCCACCCAUGCCAUCACAGCAGGUUUCUCCAAAGAAAGAUACUACACCCAAACAGGAUGUCUCGAAGGUAGCUGAGUCUAAAAAGCCCCCACCACUGGUGAAACAGCCAACCCUUCACAGUCCCCACCCAGUCACAUCCCAGCAGCCUCCUGAGGCAGAGUCCUCACCCAAGCCAGCCCCUCCCAAAGAGCCUUCUGUCCUGUCUGAACCGACCAAAGUCUCCAUGGCUGUUGAUAAACCAGAGCAGCCCCAGACAGGAAAGCCCGCCACAGACAUUGUGUCUUCAUCAACAGCAACAAGACCGGAUAUUCCAGGCUCCAAAAUACCAUCACAGGAUCAAGAGAAAACAACUCCUCCUCUAAAACCAGACUCUGCCAAACCUUCUCAGAGUUUUCCACCAACAGGAGAAAAAGUUACCCCAGUAGUUUCUAAAGUCAUACCUCGACCUGCAUCAGAUACAAAAAUUAUUUCACAUCCCGGACCUACUCCAGAGGGCAAAGAUCAAAAACAAGUUGAUCCAAUUCAGAAAAAGGACGAACCCAAGAAAGCACAAACCAAAAUGAGUCCUAAGCCAGACACCAAGCCGAUGCCAAAAGGGUCACCGACACCCCAGGGUCCACGACCCCCCACUGGACAAACUGCCCCUCUAUCUCCACAGCCCCCAAAGCCUCAGGAGCAGUCGAGACGUUUUAGCCUAAAUCUGGGAAGUAUUACUGAUGCCCCUAAAUCACAGCCCACAACUCCUCAAGAAACAGUGACUGGGAAACUCUUUGGGUUUGGAGCAUCCAUCUUUAGCCAGGCAUCAAAUCUGAUCUCCACAGCAGGCCAGCCUGGGUCUCAUUCACAGGGUGGGCCAGCGGCCCCAACAAAACAAGUUCCUCCUCCUUCACAACCACCUACUUCUCAAGGGCCACCCAAAUCCAUGGCACCACCAGCACCUGCAAAGGUUCUACCUGUGAAAAAGGAAACCAAAGCUCCAGUAGUUGAAAAACUAGAGCCCAAAGCUGAACAAGUUUCAACAGUAAAAAGAACAGAAACUGAAAAGAAGCCUCUGCCUACUAAGGAGAGCAAACCUUCCACGGCUGAACCUCAAAAGGUUGUUCUUCCCCCCAAACUGGAAGAAACCCCCAAACCAGACUCAGCCUGUCCUCUCUGCAAAACUGAACUCAACAUAAAUUCUAAGGAUCCUGCUAACUUCAACACUUGCACUGCAUGCAAGAAACAAGUGUGUAAUCUCUGUGGAUUUAAUCCUACGCCACACUUGACUGAGAUUCAAGAAUGGCUUUGUUUAAAUUGCCAAACCCAGAGAGCAAUAUCAGGACAGCUGGGAGACAUGGGCAAAAUGCCACCAACACAGGCAGGACCAAAAGCCUCUGCUAUGCCUGUCCCUACAGAGCAGCCAUUUCAGGAGACAGCAGUGCCUGCCCCAGUAAAAGUGAAAAAGAAGGAACAAGAAGAAAAACCUGAUGCUGAAAAAUCCAUUUCAGAAAAGGUAAAAGAAACACCUUCAGGUGAAAAAAUUCCCCCUAAGGAAACCAUAGCUCAAAUCCGAGAGGAGAGGAAAGGAGAGAAAGACAAAACUUCAGCCCCUCAAGAAAAAAAGUCACCCCCUGAAGGCAAAAAGCCACCUUCUGAAGACAAAAGGCCACUCCCUGAAGAAAAAAAGCCACCUCUCGAAGAAAAAAAACCAACCCUUAAAGAGAAAAAGCCGGCUCUUGAAGACAAAAAGUUAGCCCCAGGAGCAAAAUCAUUGGUUCUAGAGGAAGAACAGAAACAGGACUUACUUAAAACUCAAGUACAAAUUGCUGAAGUAAAACCUGAAGGCAGAGUGCCUCCAGAGGCAAGGGAAGAAAAGAAGCAACCACCAAUGGGGACGGAAGAUUUACCAGCCAGCGCACCUCGGCGUUUGCCUAAAGAAGAUGGGAUGACUCAAAAAAUAAAAGUACAGCCACAGGCACCAUGCAUGGCAAAGCCUGAUCAGAUGGAAUCUGGAAAGGAAAAAACAGAAAAGGAAGAAGACAAAUCAGACACUUCAAGUUCUCAGCAACCGAAAAGCCCACAAGGUCUUAGUGACACAGGAUAUUCUUCUGAUGGAAUAUCAAGUUCACUUGGUGAAAUUCCAAGUCUUAUUCCCGGUGAUGAAAAGGAUUUGCUCAAGGGACUCAAAAAGGAUUCCUUUUCACAAGAAAGCAGCCCUUCCAGCCCCUCAGAUUUGGCUAAGUUAGAAAGUACAGUCCUAUCUAUUUUAGAAGCUCAGGCAAGUACACUUGUUGAAGAAAAGUCAGAAAAGAAAACACAGCCCCAUGAGGUUUCUCCUGAGCAGCCUAAGGACCAGCAGAAAACUCAGAGUUUAGAGGAAAAACUGGAAUCUACAGUUCCAGAAGUAGAGCUCAAAGAGAGUCAUGAAGAAGGAGACACUUUUAAAAAAGAGAGCCAACAAGACCUUCCUUCCAGAAAGGAUCAAGAAAAGCCUGAAUUUGUUGACGAGUUGGCUACAAGGAGACAGCCUUAUGAUUCAAUUGAAGACAGUAGUGAAAGCGAAAACUCACCUGUUCCACAGAGAAAAGGGAGGCCUAGUGUUGGUUCAUCAAGCAGUGAUGAGUAUAAACAGGAAGACAGCCAAGGAUCAGGUGAAGAGGAGGACUUCAUUCGAAAGCAAAUCAUAGAAAUGAGUGCUGAUGAAGAUGCUUCAGAUUCUGAAGAUGAUGAGUUCAUUAGGAACCAGCUCAAAGAGAUUAGCAGUAGUAUAGAAAGCCAGAAGAAGGAAGAAGCCAGAGGGAAGGGGAAAGGACCAGGAGGGAAACACAGGCGACUGACGCGAAAAAGUAGUGCAAGCUUUGAUGACGAUGCAGGAAGACGCCAUUCCUGGCAUGAUGAAGAUGAUGAGACCUUUGAUGAAAGUCCUGAGCUUAAAUACAGAGAAACUAAAAGUCAGGAGAGUGAAGAACUUGUAGUUGCCGGAGGAGGAGGACUCCGUCGAUUUAAAACAAUUGAACUCAACAGCACGAUAGCAGAUAAAUAUUCUACAGAGCCAUCACAGAAAAAAACAGCUUUGUAUUUUGAUGACGAGCCAGAAUUAGAAAUGGAAAGCCUGACAGACUCUCCGGAAGAUCGAUCAAGGGGGGAAGGGUCUUCUAGUCUUCAUGCUUCCAGCUUCACUCCUGGCACAUCCCCUACAUCCGUUUCUUCUCUGGACGAAGACAGUGAUAGUAGUCCAAGUCACAAAAAAGGAGAAAGCAAACAGCAACGCAAAGCUCGACAUAGAUCACACGGCCCUCUUUUACCUACCAUUGAAGAUUCUUCAGAGGAAGAAGAAUUGAGAGAAGAAGAAGAAUUAUUAAAGGAGCAAGAAAAGCAACGGGAAUUAGAACAGCAGCAAAGAAAGAGUUCUAGUAAGAAAUCAAAGAAAGACAAAGAUGAACUUCGAGCUCAGAGAAGGAGGGAAAGACCAAAGACACCACCCAGUAAUCUCUCUCCCAUCGAAGACGCAUCUCCAACAGAAGAAUUACGCCAGGCUGCAGAAAUGGAGGAGCUCCAUCGAUCUUCGUGUUCUGAAUAUUCACCUAGCAUAGAGUCAGACCCAGAAGGCUUUGAAAUAAGCCCAGAAAAAAUAAUCGAAGUACAAAAAGUUUAUAAAUUGCCCACAGCUGUGUCUUUAUACUCACCGACAGAUGAGCAAUCUCUUAUGCAGAAAGAAGGUGGCCAAAAGGCAUUAAAAAGUGCUGAGGAGAUGUAUGAAGAAAUGGUGCAUAAAACCCAGAAAUAUAAAGCUUUUCCAGCUGCAAAUGAACGAGACGAAAUGUUUGAAAAAGAGCCUUUGUAUGGGGGGAUGCUAAUAGAAGAUUAUAUUUAUGAAUCUUUAGUAGAAGACACAUACAAUGGUUCAGUUGACAGCAGUCUGCUCACGAGGCAAGAAGAAGAAAAUGGAUUUUUGCAGCAGAGAGGGAGAGAGCAAAAAAUGAGACUUCCAGAACAGAUUUAUGAAGAUCCCAUGCAGAAAAUUACAGACCUCCAGAAAGAGUUUUAUGAGUUAGAAAAUUUACAUGCUGUUUUGCCUCAAGAAGACAUCGUUUCAAGUUCUUUUAUCAUCCCAGAAAGCCAUGAGAUUGUUGAUCUGGGUAGUAUGGUAACUUCUACCAGUGAGGAAAAAAAAUUAUUAGAUGCUGAUGCUGCCUAUGAAGAACUCAUGAAAAGGCAACAGAUGCAGUUAACACCUGGAUCUAGUCCAACCCAGCCCCUCAUCAGAGACGAUAUGACAGAGUCCACUGUGGACUUUGAUAGGGUGCCUGAUGCAUCUUUGACAUCAAGUGUUCUCUCGGGAGCAUCUCUUACAGAUUCAACCAGCAGCACAACACUCUCCAUCCCAGAUGUUAAAAUAACCCAACAUUUUUCAACAGAAGAAAUUGAGGAUGAAUAUGUGACUGAUUAUACAAGAGAAAUUCAAGAGAUAAUUGCUCAUGAAUCACUGAUUUUGACCUAUUCUGAACCUUCAGAAAGUGCUACAUCAGUCCCACCCUCUGACACACCCUCUCUCACAUCAUCUGUUUCUUCAGUUUGUACCACAGAUAGCUCCUCACCCAUUACUACCCUGGAUAGCAUGACCACAGUUUAUACGGAGCCAGUGGACAUUGUAGCUAAAUUUGAAGAUGCUGAGGAAAUUUCUUCAUCAACAUAUUUCCCAGGCAGCAUUAUAGACUAUCCAGAAGACAUAAGUACACCUUUAGAUCAGACAACCAUACGGGAUGGUAGAACUAGUACAGAUCACAUUGUUAUUUCCUUAUCUGAUAUAAAACCUUCUCUCAUAGAAUCUGUAGGAACUAAACUUGAGGGGCUAAUUGCUGACACUGUUUCUGCUGACUUAUCUAUAUCUGAAAAAGAUGCAGCAAAGAAGGCCAGAAAGGAAACAGGGGAUGGACUUAUUCUGGAAGUUUUGGAAGCUUAUAGAGAUACUAGGAAGGAGUCUGAGGCUGAACUGACAGAAAUUAGCUUACCUGACGCUGUGUUUGAUCAGACACCUUCUUCCGUAAAAACCCUUCCAAUGAAGGAGCAGGUUUCAACAACAUGCUUUUUUCCUGAAGAGGUUUUGGGUCAAGCAAAACCCACAUCUCAGCUACCAUCUGGCACUCCUCCCGUUUUCUCUCUUCCAACUAAAACUCGUCCAUUCCUUCGAAGUUCUUCUUUGGACACAUCAGCCCAGCCCCCGCCCCCACCACCUCCCCCUCCGCCACCUCCUCCCCCUCCCCCUCCUCCCCCUCCACCACCUCUUCCUCCUCCUACCUCACCUAAACCAACUAUUCAUCCUAAAAAAAAGUUAGCGGUUACAGCUCCAGUGACUGCAGCUACUGCAGCGACAUCUCUAGUAGAUUCUGUUCCUACAGUGGAGACCACAUCUGCUCCCAGAAGUAAUGGGUUACCUAUGACAAAAAUAUAUACCACUGCACCUCCUCCUGUUCCUCCUAAGCCAUCCUUAAUUCCAUCUGGACUUGUAUUUACACAUAGACCUGAGCCAAGCAAACCUCCACUUGCUCCUAAACCAGCAGUUCCUCAACCUCCAGUCACUACCCCAAAACCAACAGAUACGUACCCCAAACUAACAGGUCUACCUUUAACUACAAGUAUGACAUUAAAUUUAGUGACAUCAGCAGACUAUAAAUUGCCUUCCCCUACCUCUCCACUUUCCCCUCAAUCUAACAAGUCCUCGCCAAGAUUUUCCAAGUCUCUUAUGGAAACUUACGUGGUUAUCACAUUGCCAUCUGAACCUGGCACUCCAACAGAUGCUUCACCUAGUCAAGCUAUUACCAGUUGGCCGUUGGGAUCACCCCCCAAAGAUCUGAUUUCCAUCGAACCAGUAUUUUCUGUAGUUCCUCCUAUAACAGCUGCAGAAAUAUCAGCUUCUUCACAACAGAGCCUGUACAUCUCCAGAGCUUUGGAGACAUUUGCUGCUAUCCCAGUCACAACACUGUCUUCAUUUCAAGCAACUUCAGCUUCAGUUACACAGUUUCACGCAACUGAAGUUUCCAAGGCUGAAGUUCCAACAGCAAGAAGUACAGUCCCUAGUGUUGGUCUCAGCAGUGUCUCUAUAUCCUUUCCUCCAGAGCCUCUUGCUCUUGAUCACCUCCGUUUAGAGAAGCAGCAGCAUAAAGAAGAUGUCCAGUUGCAACUUGUUGGUGAUGCCAUUGAUCUGCGUACAGUACCCAAAGUAGAUGUUAAAGUAACUGAAAAAUGUAUGGAUCUUUCUGCCUCUGCAGUGGAUGUGAAGAGGCAGACCACAACAAGUGAAAUGUAUGGGAGACAAAUUAGUGCUGUCCAGCCCUCAAUUAUAAAUCUCAGUGCAACUUCAUCAGGAGUGACUCCUAUACCCCUGGUCACCGAGACAGUGACUGUUGUCACAUGCACAGCUACUGCAAGUUACACCACAGGCACAGAAAGCCUAGUGGGUCUAGAACUUGCAACAGCAGCACCACUCCAGCUUACUACAUCAAAGCAUGUGGAGCCACCACACAGAGUGCCAAGUGGCCAGAUCUUUCCUACAAUUAGGGAGGAAGCACCAAUAAAUUUAUCUUUAAGUACUUCUGCACAUGCCGUGACAUCAGCUCCUACGAAACCUGUUACUGCACCUCCUGUUGGUGUCACAAAUGGAUGGACUGAUAGCUCCACAUCCCAGAGCAUCACUGACGGGGAAGUGGUGGAUCUCAGUACCUCCAAAGCUCAUAAAACUGUUGUAACAAUGGAUGAAGCUUCUUCAAAUGUGGUGACUAAAAUAAUAGAAGAUGAUGAAAAACCUGUUGAUCUGACUGCUGGAAGAAGAGCUGUGUGCUGUGAUGUGGUUUAUAAGUUACCCUUUGGAAGAAGCUGCACGGCACAGCAGCCUGCAACCACUCUUCCUGAGGAUCGUUUUGGUUAUAGGGAUGAUCACUAUCAAUAUGAUCGAUCAGGGCCAUAUGGUUAUAGAGGGAUUGGGGGAAUGAAACCUUCCAUGUCUGACACUAAUUUAGCAGAAGCUGGACAUUUUUUCUAUAAAAGUAAGAAUGCUUUUGAUUAUUCUGGAGGAACUGAUGCAGCAGUAGAUCUUACUUCAGGGAGAAUUACUACAGGUGAGGUAAUGGAUUAUUCAAGCAAGACUACAGGUCCAUAUCCAGAAACUCGACAAGUCAUUUCAGGAGUUGGGAUUAGUACCCCGCAGUAUUCUACAGCAAGAAUGACUCCACCUCCAGGACCCCAGUAUGGUGUGGGGAGCGUUUUGAGGUCAUCUAAUGGGGUUGUCUAUUCUUCAGUAGCAACUCCAAUUCCUUCCACGUUUGCUAUCACCACACAGCCUGGCUCCAUUUUCAGCACCACCAUGAGGGAUUUGUCUGGUGUGCACACAAAUGACGCCAUGACUUCCUUAUCCGCCCUGCACCAAAGUCAGCCCAUGCCUAGAUCCUAUUUCCUAACAACUGGUGCAUCCGAAACAGACAUUGAAGUCACUGGUAUUGACAUCAGUGCCAGUUUGCAGACUAUUACUAUGGAGACUCUCACGGCUGAGACAAUGGACUCGGUUCCCACCCUGACCACAGCGUCUGAAGUAUUUCCCGAAGUGGUGGGAGAGGAAAGUGCGCUUUUAAUCAUCCCCGAGGAAGAUAAGCAACAACAGCAGCUAGAUUUGGAGCGUGAGCUCUUGGAACUGGAAAAGAUCAAGCAACAGCGUUUUGCUGAGGAGUUGGAGUGGGAACGGCAGGAGAUUCAAAGGUUCCGAGAACAGGAAAAGAUCAUGGUUCAGAAGAAGCUGGAGGAGCUGCAGUCAAUGAAGCAGCACCUCCUCUACCAGCAGGAGGAGGAGCGGCAAGCCCAGUUCAUGAUGAGGCAGGAGACACUAGCGCAACAACAGUUGCAGCUGGAACAGAUCCAACAGCUGCAGCAACAGCUUCACCAGCAGCUGGAGGAGCAGAAGAUCCGCCAGGUCUACCAGUAUAACUAUGACCCUUCCGGAACUGCCUCUCCACAGACCACUGCAGAGCAGGCCAUCCUGGAAGGUCAGUAUGUUGCCCCAGAAGGUGGUCAGUUCUGGGCGACCGAAGAUGCAACCACCACGGCCUCAGCUGUGGUGGCGAUUGAAAUACCACAGAGCCAGGGAUGGUACACGGUUCAGUCUGACGGGGUGACUCAGUACAUUGCCCCACCUGGCAUUCUGAGUACUGUUUCAGAAAUACCUCUGACAGAUGUAAUCGUCAAAGAGGAGAAACAACCCAAGAAGAGAAGUUCUGGAGCUAAAGUCCGCGGCCAGUACGACGAGAUGGGGGAUAAUCUGGCAGAUGACCCCCGCUGCUUUAAAAAGAUAGUGGACAGUGGGGUACAGACUGACGAUGAAGAUUCAGCAGAUCGGAGUUACGUGAGUAGGAGAAGGAGAACUAAAAAGAGUGUCGAUACAAGUGUCCAAACGGAUGACGAAGAUCAGGAUGAAUGGGACAUGCCUGCUAGAUCUAGGAGGAAAGCUCGCGUAGGGAAAUACGGCGACAGCCCUGCAGAGGCGGACAAGGCCAAACCCCCUUCCAAAGUCUCCAGCAUAGCCGUACAAACAGUAGCAGAGAUAUCUGUGCAAACUGAACCAGUCGGAACCAUAAGAACACCUUCGAUACGGGCACGCGUGGAUGCCAAGGUAGAAAUAAUUAAACACAUUUCAGCACCUGAAAAGACUUACAAAGGGGGCAGUUUAGGAUGUCAAACAGAAGCAGAUUCAGACACACAGAGUCCUCAAUAUCUGAGUGCCACCUCUCCACCCAAAGACAAGAAACGCCCAACACCUUUAGAAAUUGGUUAUUCAUCUCACCUCCGGGCAGAUUCCACACUACAGCUGGCUCCUUCCCCACCCAAAUCUCCAAAAGUCCUUUAUUCUCCCAUCUCACCACUUUCACCAGGCAAAGCCUUAGAAUCAGCCUUUGUACCUUAUGAGAAACCCCUCCCUGAUGAUAUAAGUCCACAGAAAGUACUGCAUCCAGAUAUGGCUAAAGUUCCCCCAGCAAGUCCUAAGACAGCCAAGAUGAUGCAGCGCUCCAUGUCUGACCCCAAGCCUCUGAGUCCAACAGCAGACGAAAGUUCCAGGGCUCCUUUUCAGUAUACCGAGGGCUACACGGCGAAAGGUUCUCAAACCGCAACAACCUCUGGCACUCAGAAAAAAGUGAAGAGAACUCUGCCAAACCCACCACCUGAGGAGACCUCCACAGGAACCCCGUCAGCCUACAGUGCAGUGGGCACGGUCUCCAGGAGAAGGAUCUGCAGAACCAACACGAUGGCCCGAGCCAAGAUUCUCCAGGAUAUCGACAGAGAGCUUGAUCUUGUGGAGAGGGAAUCUGCCAAGCUCAGGAAGAAACAAGCAGAACUUGAUGAGGAAGAAAAGGAGAUUGAUGCUAAGUUACGAUACCUAGAAAUGGGGAUUAACAGGAGGAAAGAGGCCUUGUUAAAGGAGAGAGAAAAGAGAGAGAGAGCCUAUCUCCAGGGAGUAGCUGAGGAUCGUGAUUACAUGUCCGACAGUGAGGUCAGCAGCACCAGACCAACCCGAAUUGAAAGUCAGCAUGGCAUCGAGCGACCAAGAACUGCUCCCCAAACUGAAUUCAAUCAGUUUAUUCCACCACAAACCCAAACAGAAUCUCAGCUAGUCCCUCCUACGAGUCCUUAUACCCAGUACCAAUACUCUUCCCCUGCUCUCCCUACUCAAGCACCCACCCCAUACACCCAACAGUCCCACUUUCAGCAACAGACUCUGUACCAUCAGGAAGUUUCACCUUAUCAGACUCAGCCAACCUUCCAAGCUGUGGCAACGAUGUCCUUCACACCUCAGGCUCAACCUACACCAACCCCACAACCUUCUUAUCAGCUGCCAUCACAGAUGAUGGUGAUACAACAAAAGCCACGGCAAACUGCAUUAUAUUUGGAGCCCAAGAUAACGUCCAACUAUGAGGUGAUUCGCAACCAACCCCUGAUGAUAGCACCUGUUUCUACUGAUAAUACGUAUGCUGUUUCCCAUCUUGGUAGUAAGUACAACAGCUUAGAUUUGAGAAUAGGAUUGGAGGAAAGAAGUAGCAUGGCAAGCAGUCCAAUAUCAAGCAUAUCUGCAGAUUCUUUCUAUGCAGAUAUUGACCAUCAUACUUCGCGAAAUUAUGUCUUAAUUGAUGACAUUGGUGAGAUUACCAAAGGAACAGCAGCUUUAAGCACUGCAUUUAGCCUUCACGAAAAAGAUCUGUCAAAAACAGAUCGUCUCCUCCGAACCACUGAGACACGUAGGUCUCAAGAAGUGACAGAUUUCCUAGCACCUCUGCAGACUUCGUCCAGAUUGCAUAGUUACGUGAAAGCAGAGGAGGACCCAAUGGAGGAUCCUUAUGAGUUAAAGCUUCUGAAACAACAGAUUAAACAAGAAUUCCGUAGAGGAGCAGAGAGCUUAGAUCACCUUGCUGGUCUUUCUCAUUAUUACCAUGCUGAUACUAGUUACAGACAUUUUCCAAAAUCUGAGAAGUACAGCAUUAGUAGACUCACACUUGAAAAACAAGCAGCAAAACAACUACCAGCUGCCAUACUUUAUCAAAAGCAGUCAAAGCAUAAGAAGUCACUAAUUGACCCUAAAAUGUCAAAAUUCUCACCUAUUCAAGAAAGUCGAGACCUUGAACCUGAUUAUUCAAGCUAUAUGACUUCAAGCAGUUCAUCUAUUGGUGGCAUUUCUUCCAGGGCAAGGCUUCUUCAAGAUGAUAUUACUUUUGGCCUCAGGAAAAAUAUUACAGACCAACAAAAAUUUAUGGGAUCAUCUCUUGGCACAGGACUAGGCACCUUAGGAAAUACCAUACGGUCAGCUCUGCAGGAUGAAGCGGAUAAGCCAUAUAGCAGUGGCAGCAGGUCCAGACCUUCUUCCAGACCUUCCUCUGUCUAUGGGCUCGAUUUAUCAAUUAAAAGAGAUUCUUCCAGUUCUUCUCUAAGACUGAAAGCUCAAGAGGCUGAAGCUCUAGAUGUUUCCUUUAGUCAUGCAUCACCUUCUGGGAGAACUAAGCCUACCAGUUUGCCUAUUAGCCAGAGUAGAGGAAGGAUACCAAUUGUGGCCCAAAAUUCUGAAGAGGAAAGCCCACUCAGUCCUGUUGGACAGCCAAUGGGAAUGGCCAGGGCUGCCGCUGGACCCCUUCCACCAAUAUCUGCAGACACCAGGGACCAGUUUGGAUCCAGUCACUCUUUGCCUGAAGUUCAGCAACACAUGAGAGAAGAAUCACGGACCCGAGGCUACGAUCGUGACAUAGCAUUCAUCAUGGAUGACUUCCAACAUGCCAUGUCAGACAGUGAAGCCUAUCACCUCCGUCGUGAAGAAACAGAUUGGUUUGACAAACCCAGGGAGUCUCGGUUGGACAAUGGACAUGGUCUAGAUCGAAAACUACCAGAAAGAUUGGUCCACUCUAGACCACUAAGUCAACACCAAGAGCAAAUUAUACAGAUGGAUGGGAAAACUGUGCACUACAUCUUUCCACAUGCAAGGAUAAAAAUAACAAGAGACACUAAGGAUCACACGGUUUCAGGUAAUGGAUUAGGAAUUAGAAUUGUGGGUGGUAAAGAAAUCCCUGGACAUAGCGGAGAAAUUGGAGCCUAUAUUGCCAAGAUUCUUCCUGGGGGAAGUGCCGAACAGACAGGGAAACUUGUGGAAGGCAUGCAAGUAUUGGAGUGGAAUGGAAUUCCUUUAACUUCUAAAACAUAUGAAGAAGUGCAGAGUAUCAUUAGUCAGCAAAAUGGGGAAGCAGAAAUAUGUGUAAGACUGGACCUCAAUAUGCUGUCAGAUUCUGAAAAUCCCCAGCACCUAGAGCUCCAUGAACCACCAAAAGCUGUGGAUAAAGCGAAGUCCCCAGGGGUUGAUCCCAAGCAGUUGGCAGCAGAACUCCAGAAGGUCUCCCUACAGCAGUCGCCACUGGUUCUGUCAUCUGUUGUUGAAAAGGGGGCUCACGUUCAUUCAGGCCCUACAUCGGCAGGGUCCAGUUCCGUCCCCAGUCCUGGGCAGCCAGGGUCGCCCUCAGUGAGCAAAAAGAAGCACAGCAGCAAGCCGCCCGAUGCAGCAAAGGUUGUCUCUCAUCCAAUUACGGGGGAAAUUCAGCUUCAAAUCAACUAUGACCUUGGAAAUCUCAUAAUACAUAUUCUCCAAGCAAGAAACCUAGUCCCUCGAGACAACAAUGGUUAUUCAGACCCCUUUGUUAAAGUGUACCUUCUUCCAGGGAGAGGGCAAGUCAUGGUUGUCCAGAAUGCAAGUGCUGAGUACAAGAGAAGGACUAAAUACGUUCAGAAAAGUCUUAAUCCUGAGUGGAAUCAAACAGUGAUUUAUAAAAGUAUCUCCAUGGAACAGCUCAAGAAGAAAACACUGGAGGUGACAGUCUGGGAUUAUGAUAGAUUUUCUUCCAAUGACUUUCUUGGUGAGGUACUGAUUGAUUUAUCUAGCACAUCUCACCUUGAUAACACGCCUAGGUGGUAUCCGCUCAAAGAACAGACUGAAAGCAUUGAUCAUGGCAAGUCCCAUUCCAGUCAGAGCAGCCAGCAGUCCCCAAAGCCAUCUGUCAUCAAAAGCAGAAGCCAUGGUAUCUUCCCUGACCCAUCCAAGGACAUGCAGGUUCCCACCAUUGAGAAAUCCCAUAGUAGUCCCGGUAGCUCGAAAUCCUCAUCCGAAGGCCAUCUCCGCUCUCAUGGACCAUCUCGCAGUCAAAGCAAAACCAGCGUCACUCAGACCCACCUGGAAGAUGCAGGGGCUGCUAUAGCCGCUGCCGAAGCUGCCGUGCAACAGCUCCGCCUUCAACCAACCAAGCCCAGCAAUCAGCGGCCUGCAGAAAGCUCCGUGUCCACUGGCUCCUCGGGCAGCAGCUUUGGCAGUGGGUAUAGCGUGGACAGUGAAGGAAGCAGCAGCACUGCAGGGGAGACUAAUCUAUUUCCUAUUCCAAGGAUAGGAAAGAUGGGACAGAAUGGGCAAGAGCCUAUAAAACAGACAGGAGUAGGCAUAGGACUAGCAGACACUGAAGUUAAAACUCAGGUAAUGGGAGAAAUCAAGAUUGCAUUGAAGAAAGAAAUGAAGACAGAUGGGGAACAACUAAUAGUUGAAAUCCUACAGUGUAGAAAUAUUACCUACAAAUUUAAAUCUCCUGAUCACUUACCAGAUUUAUAUGUGAAACUAUAUGUGAUGAACAUAUCUACCCAAAAAAAGGUGAUCAAGAAAAAAACAAGAGUAUGUAGACAUGAUCGAGAGCCUUCAUUCAAUGAAACUUUUAGAUUCAGUCUAAGUCCUGCUGGACAUUCUCUUCAGGUUUUACUUUUUUCCAAUGGAGGGAAGUUUAUGAAAAAGACCUUGAUUGGCGAAGCCUGUAUCUGGCUUGACAAAGUGGAUCUCAGAAAAAGAAUAGUCAACUGGCACAAACUUUUGGUCAGUCCUACUCAAACCCACUGA
Molecule: messenger RNA, 15366 nt
Organism: Rangifer tarandus platyrhynchus (Svalbard reindeer)
Lineage: Eukaryota; Metazoa; Chordata; Mammalia; Artiodactyla; Cervidae
Source: the annotation of a GenBank genome assembly